UCUGCCUGUCCCCGGGCGUCCCAGGACCUUGGAGAAUGUCCACGGUUCGGGGCUGCCUUCCCAGAGCCUGGGUCUCUGCCUCUCUGUGGCCUGGAGCGUGGAAUGUGGCUGGCGGGGGGGUCCCCGUCUCUGUGGUUGAGGAGUGAUCGGCAUCUUCUGUCGGUGCCAGCUGCUCUCUGUUCCUCCCCGCCCUGGCCUCUCUCUGUCUUUCUCCCUGUCAUCAUCGCGCUCCCCGGGGUGCCCCCUCCUCGCUGCAGCCGGAAGGAAGGCUCUUCUGGGAAAGGCCACGGGGUCACCACUUCUCCCUUUCGUGGCCUCCUCCUUCUGCCCCCACCUUUGGGGCCUUCCGCACCCGAGACUGGGGGUGGCCGGUGAAGGGACUGGGGGCUCCUCCUCCGGAGCCCCAUGAACCAGGCAGUGAGUCAGAAGGGGAAGGGGAAGUAGGGGGCCUCGACUGGGGGCUGGGCUUUCCCCUGGGUGGGACCUGAGUCCCUUGCCUGCCCGAGGGUGCUCCCUGCCCCAGCCCCUGAAAGCAGAUCCCGCCUGAGCCAUGGCCCCAAGACUUGUCCUGGUCCUCACCCUCACCUCCUGGGUGGGUUGCUCACUUUGCUGCGGGAGAGAAGCAGCUCCCACCCAGCCCAGGGUGCGGUGCCAGGCCUCUAGGUACCCGAUCGCAGUGGAUUGCUCCUGGACCCUGCCGCCCGCUCCAAACUCCUCCAGGCCCACGUCCUUCAUUGCCACGUACAGGCUUGGCGUGGCAGCCCAUGGGGAGAGCUGGCCCUGCCUCCAGCAGACACCAGAGGCCACCAGCUGUAUCAUCCCUGACAUCCAGAUGUUCUCCAUGGUGCCCUAUGUGCUCAACAUCACGGCUGUCCACCCCCGGGGCGUCAGCAGCAGCUUCAUGCCGUUUGUCCCAGAGCACGUCAUCAAACCGGACCCUCCAGAAGGUGUGCGCCUGAGCCCCCUCCCUGGGCAGCGGCUCUGGGUGCAAUGGGAACCCCCCCGGUCCUGGCCCUUCCCAGAGAUCUUCUCACUCAAGUACCGGAUCCGCUACAAGCGUCACGGAGCUGCCCGCUUCCGCCAGGUGGGACCAAUUGAAGGCACAUCCUUCACCCUCAAGGCUGUGAGGCCCCAAGCCAAGUACUGCAUCCAGGUGGCUGCUCUGGACCUCACUGACUAUGGGGAAUCAAGCGCCUGGAGUCUCCCAGCCAUUGCCUCCAUGACCCUGGGCAAGUAGUGGGGGUUCCCUGCACCCCUGAAGAGGGGCUGUGCCCUUGACAUCCAACUAAGGGUGGAUGGGACCUGACUGGCCUGGGUUCACUGCUGCCGAGUUGCUGGGCAACCUUGGACAAGUGACUUUGCCUCUCUGAGCCUCAGUUUCUCAGUCUGUGAAAUGGGGAUGUACUCCCUGCCUCCUCCUUUGACACAGUGCAAUGUUUUGUGAACUGUGAAUAUGAGAUUUUUUAAAUUGUUUAAUUAGAAAAGGAUCAUUGUCACUAGAAUCAGGACUCUUCCUUCUUUUAACAGAUCCACAUGAGACCCUGGGAGGAGAGGACAGACCAGGACACACACACACAGUGAAUCCCCACUGCCACACACGGGGUCAGGGCCAGACCAGAG
Balaenoptera acutorostrata (minke whale) is the source of this 1620-nucleotide messenger RNA. It is a transcript of the gene EBI3, whose product is annotated as Epstein-Barr virus induced 3. Gene Ontology annotation, cellular component: membrane; external side of plasma membrane. The record is from RefSeq and is a predicted model, not a curated record. The transcript has 5 exons. Gene Ontology annotation, biological process: cytokine-mediated signaling pathway. NCBI's taxonomy places the organism in Eukaryota, Metazoa, Chordata, Mammalia, Artiodactyla, Balaenopteridae. Bases 551 to 1237 code for a protein of 228 amino acids. Gene Ontology annotation, molecular function: cytokine receptor activity; protein binding.